CUCUCCAUAACAUAGAGGAAGAAAGUAACUUUGUGUGCCUGGCCACACCAUAGAAGAAGAUAGUAACUCACGGUGCUAAACACAUUGUUUUCCUGGAAACCUCAGCACAAGAAACAACAGUGUCUACAGGGUACACAGAAGCAGGAUUAAGAGCUGGUUUUGAAGGGAGGACAUUAUUUUGCCAUAAGUAUUGUGCCACUUGACAGACAGAUCGGAGGUCCAAUCAGAGUGUGGCUCAGCUGCUCCUAGUGCCCAAUGGGCCGCUACCUCAGCACUAACUUUGUGACGUACCUGGGCGCCAGGAGGCUCAGGUGUUACUCCAAGAUCAGCUGUGUGAGAAGACCUCAUGUGAAAAACACUAAAGCAAAACCGAGGAACUUGAACUCCACAAAUACAUUCUGGGACGUAUCAAGAAGAUGGACCCUUGUGCCAACUCCCCUGUGCCAACAGCCGGCGCGCCUGUAUUCUACCUCCAGCCGCAAUGUCUUCAAAGCACAGGCCCCCAUCGGCAUCUACCCGGAGGAGAAGCCCACCUUCCAGCUGCGUUUGCUGGGCAUGCGUCUCGGAGAGUCCUUCCAGCGCCUCUCCAGGCACAUCAACGUCUACUUCAAGCAGGGGGACCCGUCCAUGGCACCCAGCAUUGGCAACGGAGCUCUGGUGUACCCCUUGCAUGACCCUCAGAGAAGGCAACUCCGGCGGACUCAUACUCAGAGGAGUGUGAAAGAGAGGAGAAGUGUGGUGGAGGAGAGGAGGAUUGUGGUGGAGGAGAGGGGUAGUGUGGUGGAGGAAAGGAGUAGUGUGGUGGAGGAGAGGAGUAGUGUGGUGGAGGAGAGGAAUGGUCCGAUUGUAGAGGCAGCUGAGGCGUCGCCACCUCAGGAGCAGACGACCACCUCCAGGCUGUACAGCGGCCUCCAGCUCUUUCACAUCAGCUCCCUGGCCUCCAGGUUCGGGGAGAGCUACAGCUACGUGGCCGGUCACAUCAACUCAGUCUUCACCAGGAAUCCUUUCAGAGACAUGCACGCCAAGGUUGACGUCAGCGAAGAGUAUGUGAUGGUGAGGCAUGGCAGACGGAGGAAAACACUUAAAACAACCACAGACGCUGCACAGCCAUCAGCAGAUAAGGACGUGGUUAACAACACCAAUGCACAGAAAGUUAACAUCACUUUCCAACAUGAGGAAGCCAAAGACAACAUACUCGCCAGCUCAUCGGAGGAGGGCUACCUUCACUUCUCGCACCACAUUAACCGUUACUUUGGUGCAAAGGUCAUAGACUCACAGGCAGCGUCCGUGAAAGCACAGCCAAACUUCAGGCCGCACAGUCACACCCAAGGCCCCCCACAGCCGCCUCAUCCCAACUCCCCCAGCCUGUUCCACAUGAGCGAGACGUCGACCAGCUUUGGCGCCAACCACGCACACAUUGCCAGCCACAUCAACCACUUCUUCAAGGGCCCGCAGGGCUUCGAGGACGAUCUGGAAGGGGAUUACGUGGACCAUACCACAGCGCUGACCGUGGUCGCUCCCCCAAAGCCUAAGACCACUUCUUUCAUGGAGAGCCUGCUGCAGACGACCACUGCGGUACAAGAUAAGAUUGGCAGCUAUUUGGGACUGGGCUCUAAGAACCAGGAGGCCCAGGUCGAUGCCAAAGGCAUACCAAUGCCACCACCAGCAGCAGCAAAAACAGCAGCAGCAACAAGAGCAGCAGCAGCAGCAGCCGCCACCAGGGCCCAACGAACGUUUUUGGACCAGAGGAAAGUAGAAGAGAUGAUCAAGGUUCUCCUCAACAAUCUGAGGAGUGCUACGUUGCCAUCCACUAUCUUUGCCUGCACGGAGGAGUUGAACAGACAUCUGAUUGCGCAUCCUGCUCUCAAAGCAAUUGUUUGGCAGGAAAAGAUUGCUUUGCUUCUCUUGAGACAUCGGCGUAACCACCGUCAGGAUGUGAAGCUCCAGAGGUCCAUCCGGGAGGCCAUGGCCCUGAUUGGCUACCUGGAGCCGGUCAAAGGCCGCGGAGUGAGGGUGCUCUCCAUAGAUGGGGGAGGCACAAGGGGAGUGGUUCCUCUGGAGGUGCUGAGGAUCAUAGAGAAACAGACGGGCAAGCGGACACAUGAGCUGUUUGAUUACAUCUGUGGAGUAAGCACAGGUGCUGUGUUGGCCUUCAUGGUCGGUCUGGGCCGGUUCUCUCUGGACGACUGUGAGGAGAUGUACCGGGGCUUCGGGUCGGACGUGUUCAAGCAGAACCCCUUAGUGGGAACCAUGAAGAUGGGCUGGACCCACUCCUACUACAGCACCCAGAACUGGGAGACCCUGCUGAAGGAGAAGAUGGGUGAGAGGGUUCUCAUCAAAACGGCCAGGAGCGAACACUGUCCCAAAGUGUCAGCGGUGAGUGCGGUGGUGAACUGGGGUACGAGCCCCAAAGCCUUCAUGUUCCGCAACUACAACCACGCGCCGGGAAAGAUGAGCCGCUACCCGGGAGGCUCCUCCUACAAGCUGUGGGAGGCGGUCAGGGCCUCCUCCGCCGCCCCUGGCUACUUCAGAGAGUUCCCGCUGCACAGCGACAUACACCAGGACGGCGGUCUGAUCCAGAACAACCCGUGUGCACUGGCGGUGCAUGAGUGCAGGCUGCUGUGGCCGGGCCUGCCCUUCCAGUGCGUGCUGUCCCUGGGCACGGGUCGCUAUGACAACACUGAGAGAGGGCCCGCCACGUCCACCAGCCUCCGGGCCAAACUCAGCCACCUCAUAUACAGCGCCACGGACACAGAGGGUGUCCACACGCUCCUGGACGACCUCCUGGCGGACGACGUGUACUUCCGCUUCAACCCCAUGCUGAGUGCCGAGGUGGCCCUGGACGAGAGCCGCACGCACGCCCUGGACCAGCUCCAGACGGACACCCUGCAGUACCUGGACCGGAACCGGGACAAGAUCGAGCGGCUCUGCGACGUGCUGCGGACCGAGCGCACGGUGCUGUCCAAAAGCACGGACUGGAUCACAGAGAUGGCCUGGGAGCUGAAGCAUCGCUGGGCCUGAUCUUUUUCUUUCUUCUUUUUUCUUUUUUACCGGGUGUCUUCAGUCAGUACUAGGUGGACAUGUACGGGUGCGGAAGGCAUGCCAUGACUGUAUUGAGGAAAUGGUCAUGGAAAACCUCCGAGUUCAAAGAAGAGAUUAAUAUGAAGAGAUUUUUUUGUUGAGAAAUGUUUGGGAAGGUAUUCUAAUCUCCUUCUAAUAGUGUAUUUUCCCCUUGAAACAAUGAAGAUAUUUUAAAGACUCUUGACUACA
This is a messenger RNA of Engraulis encrasicolus (European anchovy), 3270 nucleotides long. RefSeq names its product calcium-independent phospholipase A2-gamma-like. The record is from RefSeq and is a predicted model, not a curated record. Lineage: Eukaryota; Metazoa; Chordata; Actinopteri; Clupeiformes; Engraulidae. Gene Ontology annotation, cellular component: membrane. The coding region runs from base 256 to 3021 and encodes 921 amino acids. Gene Ontology annotation, biological process: arachidonate metabolic process. The transcript is spliced from 11 exons.